Molecule: messenger RNA, 11575 nt
Organism: Bombus pascuorum
Lineage: Eukaryota; Metazoa; Arthropoda; Insecta; Hymenoptera; Apidae
Gene: dysc
Product: whirlin
Exons: 16
Coding region: 435-3269 (944 amino acids)
Cellular component (GO): stereocilia ankle link complex; plasma membrane; cilium
Molecular function (GO): protein binding
Source: RefSeq, a predicted model, not a curated record
GUUAACGUUGUACCCCUGGCCCCUCCGAGGCCACCCCCAGCCACCGAUUGAACCGGUGAACCGGAGUCGAAGCAACCCCCAGCUAAGCCCUCGAGAGGCAGUCGUGAGCUUGGUGCCGAGCUGGGGCGAUGCUCGUCGCUCGUGUGUGCUUCGCGAUUGCACCGAGUGCUCGCCAUUCCGUGUCGUUACGCGCGUCGUUCGUCCCGUAUCGACAUCGUCGCGGUCGAUCGUCAUCGUCGCCGCCCUCGACCUCAUCUUCGUAUCCAUCCUCCUCGUCGUCGUUGUCACGGUUCACGUCGUUGUUCCCGAGGCUGCUGCCGCAACGAGGCCCGACGGUGCAACGACCGUGCGACCAUCGGACAGCCGCACGUGAGCACGGCCCUGGAUUCAACGCGAGAUGAGAAGAAACAUCUGACAAAACGGAUCGCAAAGGCAUGGCCAGCAGUACGGAGGAUUACGGGUCGGAAUUACAGGAGCUGCAGUGGGGCGGUGGUAGCGGGUCGCACUUCCUGCGCAGCGGCACUCACUUCCUCAGAAGCGGCACCGGUGGUUGCUACGAAGCUGAGGAUUUAGAGUCCACCAGCAGGCAUCAUGGUGGUCAACACAGGGGAUAUUAUAGCCCUCCGGGUACGAGUUACACGAUCGUCGAGAGACCACCGAGUGCUCCUCAUCACCAUUCCUCGCACACCACACCGUAUAGGCACAGGGGACACACCACUGGAGGCUCUGGUGCUAUUUCGCCGGAACAGGUGCUUCGACUUUUUGGAAAUGGUGUGUCCGAGCGUCGACAGGGCGAUAGGAGAACGCCGGCGUCUUCGCCAGCGAGUGUCGCCGCUGUUCGAAGCACGCCAUCGUCAACGUCCCAGCAGCAACAGCAAUCGCAGCAGUCGCAACAAUCGCAGCCGAAUCCCGCGAAUCCUCCGACAUCACCGAGCUCUCAGCCAUUGAGUUUACAGGAGCUCACCGUAAGGACAAUCACCAUGACGAGAGAUCCACCGGACUCUCACCAUGGCUUUGGGAUCUGCGUGAAGGGUGGCAAGGACGCAGGUGAGAUCCGAAGUACCUUCAGGCUACCUCCAUCGCCGUACUUCGCGCCUCAAGAUCGAGAAGCGCAGUCAGGGGUGGGUGUCUACAUUUCGAGGGUGGAGGAGGGUUCGGUGGCCGAACGUGCUGGACUCAGGCCAGGAGACACCAUCUUGGAGGUGAACGGCACACCCUUCCGGGCGGUGACCCACGAGGAGGCCCUCAAAAUGCUGAAAUCAUGCAGGACCUUGAGUAUGACAGUGCGGGGGCCAGCGUUGGAUCCCCGAUGUAGAGGUGGGCAUCCGGUGUGGUCUUCUUCCGGUCGCCAGCAGUCCUGCAGCUGGAUCGACCGUCAAGGUCGUCCAACAUCACCUCCUCCGCUUUAUCCACCUCGAGACUCGAGGUACGGUCCAAGGACGAGGAAGGUCGAGCUCUGCAUCGAACCCGGUCAGUCCCUUGGUUUGAUGAUCAGGGGUGGCCUUGAGUACGGCCUUGGGAUUUAUGUGACCGGGGUCGACAAGGACAGCGUAGCUGACCGAGCUGGACUCUUGGUAGGUGACCAAAUUAUCGAAGUAAAUGGACAGAAUUUCGAGGAAGCAACACACGACGAGGCAGUGGAAAUUCUGAAGACGAACAAAAGAAUGACUCUGUUGAUUCGCGAUGUCGGAAAAGUGCCACAUUCUUGCACCACGAGUCAACCCAUCGUCAUGCCUACCUCUAGGUAUACCGAACACGAUCCUCUGCUCUUAGAAAGUCCAGGAAAUCAUCGACCACCGAGUCCUACCAUUGCGAGUGAUUGGAGGCACAGAGGCGGUAUGCACACGGUUUCUGCCGCGACAGCAGCGAUGGUGGAAGAAAAGGCGAGGGUGGUUCUCGCGAGAAGCGAGAGGGCUGCACUUUCUCAGCUGCUGGCUGAUUAUAGGACACGUCGAAUGACGAUCGAGGAGUUGGUUGUCAAUUUAGGUGACCUGCUGAACACCCACGAGAAACUGACUCUUCUAACCGAGCUGAGGGAACUCGUCGACAGCAAAGACAGAGCUGCUUUCGACGAUUUGGUUUACAGGCCUCGGGUAGCCAUGGCAAGGAGAAAAGGUGACCGUGCCCACUCGGAUUUAAUAGUGACCCCAUCGCUACACGAUCUUCCGAGGGGUGUACCCAGUGGUUGUUGCCGUCCAGGACGACUGGUGGACGUCGAGGGAGAUCCUCUAGGAGUAACAGGACCUCUUCUGCCACGGGAUAACCAGGAAUAUAGAUCGCCCAGCGAGGACAGCGGUCUCGGGGCCGACAUGCCCAGGACCAGAGUGGGCUGCAGAAGGACGCAGCAGCACCAAGUGACGACCUCCGAUCUCGCCCUCUCCAACGACGACGAGUGCGACAACCAGGACUACGAGGACGAGCUGGAGAACGGACGUGGACGAAGGCACAGCUCGCCUGGUGGAUCACGAGGCAACCCUAGAGAUUACGGCCAUCAUCAUCUUCAUCCGGAUAAUUUGGAGAGCGACGGUGGUUGCGAUGGUAGCGACGCCGAGAUGAUCGGUAAUGGGAGACGCGGAGGCGGAACGGAAAGGAAUCGCGAUAUGGAGGAGGAUGAGGACGAAGGAAGGGAGGAAAGGAGCUCAGAGGGUGGAGGUGGUGGAGGUUUCGGUGGUUGGAGGUCCCACUUGCUCGGUGGGCUAACGCAACGUGUCAAAUCCUGGUACUGGGGCGCCAGGCCCCUCGAACUCGCGCACAAGCUCUCACGGAGCUUUGACAUGCAAGAAGCUCAGCUCCUCGAAGAGGGUGGUUCUGGUGUAGCUACUGCCGGGGCUGGAGGUGCCGGUGGUCCACCACGAAGGCAUCACAGUGCUCAAAGGUUGACUAGAAGCGAAAUGUCGGAGAGAAGAGAAGAAGAUGGCGCCCUUGUGGUUCCUGAUCAUCAGGGUAACCUGAGGAUCACUGUUAAGAAAACCAAGUCGAUUUUAGGUAUUGCCAUCGAGGGCGGUGCCAAUACUAAACAUCCACUGCCCAGAAUCAUCAAUAUACAUGAUAAUGGAGCAGCGUACGAGGCCGGUGGUCUCGAGGUCGGUCAGCUGAUCCUAGAAGUCGACGGUCACAAGGUCGAAGGUCUCCAUCAUCAGGAGGUAGCAAGGCUGAUCGCAGAGUCGUUCGCGAGACGAGACCGCAACGAGAUCGAGUUCCUGGUAGUCGAGGCAAAGAAGAGCAACCUGGAGCCGAAACCGACGGCUCUGAUAUUCCUGGAGGCGUAGCAGGAAUCUCCCACCUCCGAGCCGGAACCACCGUAGCCCAACGUGACCAGAGCUCGGCCCGCGACAUACUUGGAGCGUCGUAGACGCUGAACCGUCUGUUGAAGCUGAAGAGACCGAUGGAACGAGGAAAUCGAUCAUGAAGCUCGUCGAUCGACAAAUGUAACGAAGACAAAUCGACGAAGAGAGAAAAGAAGACGAGCUUGCCUCUUCAUCUUCAUCGAACGCUCUCGAUUCGACGGUCGAGCUCUCAGUCAGGUGCUAACUAAACCUGGCCCUGGUGGUGGGAAUUUUUCAAGAAGAAAAUACAAAGAGUAAAAAAGAAGGAAAGAUAAAGAAGCGCCACGAACAGAGGAGGGGUUAGGCGGCGAGUGAAGCUCGAUUAGCGAGUCAAUGGGAUGAUAAUUACACGAUCGUCGACACUAUCGUGGCUGCCCUCGUUGCUGACGAGCCAGGCUAUCGGAAGCUUCUAAUCCUUCGGCUUUCCAACUUUUUUGAUCCAAGAAGCCGUUUGAUAAGAAUAAAUAUUGUCAAAGUUUGCGACGAGGAAUUAAAGUAGGGACGAGUACAAAAGAGAUAUGGUUUGAAGAGACUAUUUAAGAGAGACACUUUGAGUGUGAGGAUGAUGUUAAAUGAGAGAAGGAAGGUUGACUGUGCCAAACUAUUAGGGAUUGUUUCGUGUAUACUAAUUAUGAUACUCUUAAUCGUAACGAGAUUCAAUCAGAGACUCUGCCAAGACAAGAGAUUCACGAAUAUGUGAGUAGCAAAAUCGUGCGAUCCUGAGUGACGAACUUGUGCUUAACGGACACAAUCACGAAAGCUGUUCACGUGCAUGGAUCGAACGUAUCAAGAGUACGAGGCAGUGAGAUUAUGCGAGACAUGUGAUGAUUCAGUAAAAUGCGUUUUCCAGGAUCCUGGCCGAUGUCAUCGAUCAGGAUUUUCGUUGAUGUAGUUCCUCAAGGGCUUAUUUAGUGGUACCGUGAUGACAAUCCGUUUAACUGUCUUUUAAACGUCUGAGAAAGGUACUUUUUCCAGCUACCACGCAAUUAUUUCAAGUUUUAAAUGUCUAGUUUCAAAGUUCAAAUCUUUUAUUUCAAAUUUUGAAUAAUUAUGAAAAUAAUUGUCAUAUAUUUCUAAAUCUAUCGAAUCACAGCCUGUUAAAAACCUUCGACUACGGAUCCACAAAACUCUAUUUUUGCAUAAAAUCUAGAUAAUCGUAUAAGCAAAUAAUUCGUACUUAAGAGAACCCAACAGGCGGCGAGGAAAAAUGACGAGGAACAAAAUCGACGGAAGUCCUAACCGAGUGGAGCCUGAGAUUAACAUAGACUUAUUAUGGGAAUUGUUGAGGCUUAACAAGAUAUAUUAUAUAUACAUAUAUAUUAUAUGAUAAUAUUAUUAUUGACUAUCGUAGUGGAAUUGCAAACUUGUACCUACCCGAUCACACCUCAAGCGCGCACGGACUUCCGGUUACUGGUGCGCGCUGAGGCGGCACCGAGGAGCGCGCAGAAGGGAAAACUGAGAAGAUUCUAUAAGAAUAUGCGAAAUAUUUUCAACAAGUUUAAAUAAAUAUAGACACCGCGUACUUAGCAAUGGGCCUGAUCGUUCGAAUUUUUCGAGAGAUCGCGGACGAUCGCGCAUAGAAAAAAAAAAAACAAAUUUCUUGAAAAAUCUGAAAAUUUUCGUGAUCGAAGACGAAUGAAGAAAAGGAGAAAGGAAGACAAAUUCUGCACUUUCUGUAAAAUUUGGAGAAAGCGUGAAACGAACAACACGCGAUCACGAGAUCAUAAACGUUUGUUUGCAUAGUGGAUCACGUGGAAAUUAUUUUAGAAUCACGUUCGCGUGAGCGACGAUUCCUUCAAUUCGUACGCGCGCCACGCUUGGAAAACUCGAGGCUGUAUUUUUCAUACAGAGAUUUCAUGCUUUUUCACCUCACCUUGUUCACGUGGAUCACAUCGUUUAGGCAUUUUUUACGAUGAAUCAUAAACACGAUGACGAGAAGAAUUUUCUAAAUGAUACAUUUGUAUCGCCUUAUUGUAAUUGAUGUCUCGAACUUUUCGAUCGUUGUGCACGAUCACGUUGAUUUUCGUCGCUGUGUAAUUUGGAAAAAGAGAGAAGCAACUUGUAUCUACGCGAGUUAGAACAGCGGUUCCUAUUAAUUUCGUUGAAAGAUCUUUAAGUCUUUCUUGGGCAAAAUCUUUUUUAAGUAAAUAACUUGUUCGUACAAUUUAGAGAGUUUUGUUUAAUUCAUUUUAUUAAGUAAGGAGAAAGUAGAAUUCGUACGUGUUUCAGUUCUUCCGGAUCGUUUUACAAAGCACAGAGAAUUAAAUUUCAAAUUAAGUAGAAAGUUCGAUUUUCUUUCGUGAGUUGAAAGAAUAUUUGCUUUGUGGAACUGCUUCGUUAGUAUUGACAAACCGUUUUUCGCUAACUAUUUAUAACGUAAUUGUUACCGCAAUAAUUACAUUUAAACGAGUAGUAGUUACUAAUUAUCAAUUCGUGAGUAUAAACGUAGCGACUGUUGUUGUAAAAGUAAAUGGUUAUUGAUACGUCUUGUUUAAUAUCUCUACCUGUUAUCAAGUUAAACGUAAUUUUACGAAUAGUAGUGUGUAUACGUUGAAUGUCGACGAGUCCACAAGUCGUUCUAUCGAAUGCCGAUGAUCGUCCGCGAUCUUGCUCGCUUUAACAAAAAUGAUAAAAAAAGAUAAAAAGAUGCAAAAAAAAUAAAACGUGAAAAAAAUACCGCGCAAGCUUAAGUAGUAAAUUAUCGCGUAUAUGUAACGAAAUAGCCGAAUCGGGACGCAGGCCAAUGAGAGAAAGCGAGAAACGAUUCGACGAAAGCCACUGACGGUUCAAAGAUUCGCGUUUAAACAAAUUCCAAUGGAGUUUUUCGAUAAUAUCGUGUCACGAAUAUAAACGUAUUGUCAGAGUUUAUGUCAUAGAAUUACUGUUUUAUAAGAACAUCUAGUCAAAUAAGGUAAUAUAUCGUUUAAAUGAUAAUUCUUGAAAUAUUUCAUUCAAAUAAUACGUAAGCCCUUUUAUCUAAUUUAAUUCUUUGCAUUACUUAAUUUAUAAGGCUACUUUUCCAUAAAAAUUCUCAAUAAGUAUUUAGAUAAUAUUACUUUUAUCUGAAAUGAUCAAGCUAUACUAUUACGGUAUAAACACUUUUAUAUUCGCAUUAAUUUUUAAACAUUCUUUUUUUAAUGUUUAAAAAUUUAAAAAAAGUUUAAAAAAAGAGAGAAGGAAUCGAAUUUUUUGAUCGUCAGUGCGCUAACCAAGAAAGCACGUUUCAAAACAGUAAUGUACCUGGACGCGUGUACGACGUAUUCCGGUAAAUGUGCCAAAGAGAAGAAAAAGCUACACGGAGAAGAAGAAAGAAAAGGAAGAGAGAAGAACGUUAGCGUGGAAUUCGAGCGCGGAAAGCGGGAAAGUUGUGCAUACAAUUACAAGUGCAAAAUGCAAAACAAGACGGAAACUAUUACGAGUGGACGAUCUAGAGAAGAAAAGAAACCGCAAAGAAAAAACGAAAAGGAAGGUUUUUCGUAGCUGGUGUGCACUCGAGUUGUUUUCUUCGUUGUUGCUUUGUAUCGCAAGGAUGCAAUUGCACCGCUUGUCGCGAACAAGCCACGGGAUUAAGAAACACGAGAAAUAGAAACAAAAAAGAGACUAAGAUGGGAAAUAAAAGAACAAAGAUGGGAACGAUAGGUAAAACGCGGCUAGUUGCUAUUCGGCUAAGCAAACAGACAAAACUAAAAAAUACCUCGUGUGUUAGUGUUUCUUCCUGUUUUCGAAGCGAAUUUUUCUAACGAAGCAUCCAAAAUAAAUUCGACGUCCCGGAUAAAGAACAAGGAAUAAAAGAAGAAGAACGAAAGAUGAAAAAAAAAACAUAGGAGGAAAAAUCACUAUGGAAAGUGGGACAAGAGAUGAAAAGAAACGAAAGAAAGAAGGAGAUGAUAUUUUUGUAAAAGCCUUCGAUGUAUAACGCAAUCACCGGAGCGAUUCGAAGAUCUCAGCUGACAUAUCCGACAAUGCCUUACCGCUUUGAUGAAACGAUGAAAGAAACAAGAAAAAACGAAUGGGUUCGUGAAAGCGACGCGAACCGAUCACGAUCGAGGAAAAUGUUCGUUGGAACUUCCCAUUGAUCAGCGUCAGUGGAUACAGUACGGUGCGAAGCAAUUGGCACACACAGCAUUGGCUUUUCGAUCUUUCGAUUUUGCUUAACGAUCGGACACAGAGCGGAGCGACGCUGAUAAUCUUUCUGGUUGAAGAGUUAUGUAAAGCAGAAAAGUGGGAAAAACUGGUUCUAUCGGGCUCGGUUCGAAACGGAGAGCGUUGUUUAUAAAUGUACGCUAGAAUCGGUAUUCCUAUUUUUUAAACUCGUGCAAGUAAUCUUAAAAACGAGAGAAACGUUUACUCGAAAUUUGGAAUAUAUGAAGGAAGAGAUUUGUCAGAGUUUAAACGUAUUUUUUGCUUCUCGCGAGAAUAAAAUAAAUGAUAUUCGAUUUGGAAAUGAAUUAUCCAGGUUUCUUAAUUAAAUGUUCGAAGAGGAACCUGUAAAUCUAGACGUAAGAAAAUUUACAAGAGUCUUUUCUCUUUUCGUUUCAUUUAAAUACGUUCAACUGAAAAAGUUAUCAGUAAGUUUCUCCAUCAUCCAAUUGCAACAAAAAUAUAUCAAAACUAUGAUACAAUAGAAAUGAAAGGAAAUAUCUAUCGUUUAAAGACUGCCAAACUGUUGCAAUUAACCACGUAAUUACAUUAACGGCUUCAUUAUCUUGCACGAUGUAUGCUUCACGGUCGCUGAUCCUCCGAUCCCAUCGAGACAAGAAGAGAAAACAGAUUCGUCGCUAGCUAUUUUUCCACACACAAGUUCCCUUUAUUCCACAGCAGACGAAGGUUUCGAACGUUUCAAGAAAAAUACUGUCGCUCUCGGUCGAUCGCUUUUCAAUUUCUCAAAAAAUAUCAGCUACUGCAAACAGAGAGAGACAGAGAGAGAAAGAGAGAGAGCCAAUCUAUCGUAUCAAUGAGCCAUCGUGAUUCCCCUUCGAUCAAUGAUAAUCGCUGAUAUAAUAUAUCAUAUGAAUAUGUCGAUGAUACUUUUGGUUCGAUUAUAAAUUCAUUUCCAGGGAUGGAAGUUUCGUGCGUUGAAAUAAAUUUUAAUGAACACGAUUUCUAUAUGAAAAUCAGAUUAGUCGCGAGACGAUUGACCACCUUUCUCCAACGAAAACUGUUUUCUCUGAGAAAAUCGGAAACCGAUUUUCUUUACCACGAGCUCGAGCGUUCGCCUUUAGUCUGGCAUUAAAGUCUCCGCGUUAUUUACGUUUCUCUUGCCGCUUUCGUCGUUUUUUUCUUUGAUAAAAAUAUUCAAUAAUUUGUUGCUUCUUAUUAGUUAAUAUUGGUAAUUAAAAACAGCAUUAUAAUAUUGAUUUCUUCAAAUUUGAAAAAUUUAAGAAGUUGAAAAUUAUUCUAUUGAAGUUAAGCGAUCGGAAAGAUAGUAAUUGUUUAUUUUAAGAAAUUGCUUGAGCGAGUAACCAGAACUAGGUGCCUUAACGAAAUAAUUCUUUCCAUUUUUUCUUCUAAUUUCGUAAAACAAUUAUAUCUACUUAAGAUUUAUGAACCUACGUAUAAAUUUAAAAUUACCUCAAGUGAAAGAAAAUGAAUUCCAAAGAUUCAAGCGAUGUCCUACGAUCAAUAAACACACGACGAGACGAUUAGUCUACGAUCGAUGUCAAUUAAUUAACCUUUUGUACUCCAAUGGCGAUGUUUCUCACAUACCUUUCAUCGACACAAAACGAAAAUGAGCAGAAAGCUACUGUACAAAUAAAUUUACCUUUCAUUUCAAUACAUUUCACUGUAAAAAUGCGCUGAAGUGGUGUGUCGAUCGAAUUAUAAAGAUACUCAAAGUGCAAAGGGUUAAAGUUCGAAGGGGAAGCGAGAAAACGAGCGAGCAAUCAGUGGCGAUAGAUGGUAGGUGUUUCGGCUAGAAAAGAAUAAUUAGACGAGGACGAACAGGUUUCGUCCAGUAAACCCGAGAUUAUCUUAAAUAAUAGCGUUAGCUCCUACAGGACACAAAAAGCAUGCUGCGAAGUCAGAAAAGAAAGAGCGUAAUCUAGCAGAGAGCGAUUUAUUUUUUCAACGACAAAAGAGAAAAGAGAAUCAAACCUGAGAGACAAACACGGACUCGUACCACGUUAAAACCUGUCCAGCUUUCGCACGUUCACCAUCCGCAAACUUGCUUUUUCUCGAUCGACCGUGGAACCGUGGGUGCGAGCGAGCAUUGAAAUCGAUCCUCUGGUCGGUGAUCGAGAUCGAUCGUACGAUGAAAGGCGAACCAGGGAUUUCGAACGUUUCGAAGAGGAAGCACGUGACUUCGCUCCAGGAAAUACUACUUCCAUUUCUUGCAAUCGAUGGUGAUUGGAAGGAGGAAAAAUCGAUUGAGAAAUUGCAUUAGAUAUAAAAAUUCAGGAAUUGGAUUCAGCUUUAAUUCCAUUAGAAAACGUGUUUGAAUCGAAGUUGAAGAAAUAAGAAUUUCCCACUCGAAACAAAUAUCAACUCGAUUCUUACUAUCGAACGAUUUCUGGCAUUCAAAAUCAAAAGGACAAUGUAUAGAAAAUUCCUAAUUGUCGAGUAUUUGGAAUGUUUUCUCUGUCGGAUAUUACAGCAAAAUUCUUCGAGACAAAAAUUUCGCAUCCGCGAUUAACGAUCUUAAAUACGAUCGAUUCUGAAUGAUAAGAAAUUCUUAAUGUCAUAAAUUUUAUGAAACGUUACAAAAGUCUGUCUUGCAACGAAAUACUUUAAGAGAAAAAGCUAGCAUCCACGAUACCACGUCGCCUCAGUCUCGAAAGUCGAUCGACAAACGUAAUUCGCGUGAAAUCUUUAGCUUAAGCUUCGUACGCAUCCUCGUAAUCGAACGUCAAGAUAAACGAGCGAGAAGAUUGAAAAAAGAAGAGGAUCCACAGGGGACGAUUCGCUUGACGAAUGAAAAAUAAAAUCGAAACAUUAUGCAAAAGCGAGUCGACUAUAGUGGUCGGCGGAUAAAAGGGCUAAUCGAAUUGUAAAGCAGAUGUAACUGUACUCGUAACGUUUCAAGGAACACUCUGUACAUAAGCAAACCGCUCGUUCAUACCGCAUUUCAUAGAUCAUCCUUUUUGCAGCCGAUUUCGUACACCUUUAGAGACACAUAUACACGUACGUUCUACACUUACAGAGACCAAACAAAUUUACACGACUGUGUAACACAUAACAACAACACGAAGAAUCGUUCCAAAGGAUGAAAACGACGAGGCUCGUCGCGUUAAUUAACGACCCGUCGAUUAAUACGCUCAUCGUCGUGGAACGGAGAUAGAAGAGAUCGCACGUAUGAAAUUGUUACACCAGGAACAUGUAUACAAUGAUACGUUGCGCGUAUACAGGGUGUAAAAGAAAUAUGUGCCACGAUCUUAUCGUAUUCGACUCGUUGUGCAACCAUAUUGUGGAAAAUAAUUAGAUUUCUAGGUCUGUUUUCUUUUUCCUAUUUUUAGAACGAAGUAUGGAAAAUUUGUAACUUUGACAGUAGAUGUGUUUCGCUUUAGAAUCGAUGGAAUUUCUUAUUUAUUAUAAACUCGUGUCAAGUAAUAAAUUGCUACGUUUGAACAAGUACUAGUUGCAUAGCACGUACAAUUAGUCGAUAAAAAGUUAAUAAAUUGAUCGAACGAUUGAUAAGAAUACUUUCGUUCUUUAAUGAGACGAUACCGGAGUUUUGUGUGUCGCUGAACAACACGCAGCAAAUUUUUGGAUCUUCCAGUUAGUUGGAAUUUGUAGAUCUAUUUGCCUUAGUAAAAUUCUUCUUUAAAUCUGUGCUUUUUUAUUUGGUUGAAAUAGAAUAGUACGUUGAAGGAAGAUCAUCAAACGAUUCUUUUACACCCUGCGUAUACGAAUACACGACUACACGAUACAUUCACGGACACGCGUAGAAUAAAUGUAAAGGGACAAAAGGAAAUUCAUCGUUUCUCCGAGUGUAACGCGCGCGACCAUAUUGUUUAAUUAUUGUUAAAAAUCGCAGACGCUUUAAUUGUUUGUUCGAAUUGUUGUUGUUCAUUAUUGUUACCGUUGUCAUUAUUAUCGUCGUUGGAUGUCGCGUAACGUGAUUACGAUCACCAUUCAGCCUGUCGAUUUGUCCUUUUUUGCGUUAUUAUUAUUAUAGUCAUUAUAUUAUGAUUACGACCGUGAAUAUUAUUAUUAUUAUUAUUAUUAUUAUUAUUAUUAACAUCACCACCGCGACGAUGACGAUUAUUAUUGUAAUUGAAUAAAACGUUCACCACGAGAGGUAUGAAUAUUUA